CGCGUUCACAUUUUAAUAUCAAAGUGAUCUACGAAAAAAAAAACUUGAAUGAAUUUUUUUCUGUAUUACAGAAUUUGUAAAUAAAAAUCUUUAAAAAAAAUGAGACAAAUUGACGGAAACGACGGAAUGAACGGAUACGUUAACCAAGCAAUGGAAGUCGAUCAAUCCGACGCGAGUGCAAGACCAAGUCAUUUAAAGCCCGUAAAGCAACAAGAGGAAUUCAAUAACGAACAGGAUUAUUGCCGCCCGCAUACAAGUGUUCUUUCCAACAUCUCAACAAAACUGAAACAAACCUCGCCAAUUGAAUGUCUCAUGAACAUGUUUCCCGUCGUAAGAUGGCUCCCGAAAUAUUCUGUCAGAAACGAUCUUCCCGGCGAUAUUAUCAGCGGCAUGACUCUUGCUGUGAUGCACAUACCUCAAGGCAUUGGAUACGCCUUACUUGCUCACGUGCCUCCAAUAAUCGGAAUCUACAUGGCAUUCUUUCCUGUAAUGAUCUACUUCAUUUUCGGUACUUCUCGUCACAAUUCCAUGGGAACAUUUGCAGUUGUCUCUCUGAUGGUUGGAAAAUCCGUAUUAAGACUUUCCAAUUUGGAAGAAAUUACGAUAAAAGGAAAUUCAACACAAAAUGCAUUCGCUGAAGCACUCGUGGCAAAUCCGGGAUAUGAUCCUGUUCAAAUUGCAACAGCUUUGUGUCUUGUAGUUGGAGUUUUUCAAAUGUUGAUGUACUUUUUGCAAUUGGGAUUAGCUUCGUCUUUGUUGUCAGAGACUUUAGUUUCAGGAUUUACGACGGGAGCUUCGAUUCAUGUCUUGACAUCGCAGAUUAAAGAUUUGCUUGGGAUCAAAUUGACACCUGUAACGGGAUAUUUUGAGGUUAUUCUCACACACAAACAGAUUUUGGAGAAAUUUCUUACUUUUAACAAUGUCGCUGUGAUGAUCAGUAUCGUUUCUGUGAUCAUUUUGAUCUUGAACAAUGAAGUACUGAAACCAAUUUUAGCUAAAAAGACGACAAUUCCGAUGCCUAUUGAACUAAUUGUUGUUAUCGUUGGUACACUUCUUUCAAGUCUUCUUCAUUUUCAAGAAGAUUACGCUGUGAAAACCAUUGGAGACAUUCCCACAGGAUUUCCUGAGCCAAAAUCUCCGUCAGUAUCAUUAGCAAGAGAGCUCGUUAUCGAUGGAUUCGUCAUUGCGAUCGUUUCUUAUGCAACUUCAGUGUCGAUGGGAUUGAUUCUUGCUCAAAAAUCAAACUAUGAGAUAAAUUUCAACCAAGAAUUGUUGGCUAUGGGAGCAAGUAACGUUUUUGGAAGCUUCUUUGGAUGUAUGCCAGUUGCAGCUUCUUUAUCGAGAAGUUAUAUUCAACACACGACAGGAGGAAAAACUCAAGUAGCUUCGUUAGUCUCAUGCGGAAUCCUUGCUGUCGUACUUUUAUGGGUUGCGCCCAUCUUUGAACCUCUUCCAAGAGCUUGUAUUGCGAGUAUUAUCAUCGUUGCCUUAAAAGGACUCCUUUGGCAAGUCAAACAAUUCUUUAGUUUUUGGAAAUUGAGUAAAUUGGAUGCACUUUUAUGGCUCGGAACAUUCUUAACUGUCGUGAUAGUUUCCAUCGACAUCGGUCUCUUAGUUGGCGUUUUGCUCAGUAUUUCGUGCAUCUUUUUCAAAGGCAUGCGUCCCUACUCCUGCAUUCUUGGCAAAAUUCCAAAUACUGAACUCUAUUUGGAUGUUGCCCGUUACCCAACUGCUGUCGAAGUUGAUGGCGUGAAAAUCUUCCAUUUUUGCGGAUGCCUGAACUUCUGUUCUCGAGCAAUUUUCAAGGCUGAACUUCAGGAAAUGGUUAAAACUUCGCCGAAAGACAAAAAGUCAUCAGAUGUUCCAAAAGAAGCACUUUUGCAGUAUUUGAUAUUGGAUUUCUCAGCAUUGAGUUAUAUCGACUCAUCUGGAGUCACUUUUCUGAAGACUUUGAUAAAAGAAUAUCAGAAACAAGCGAUUGCUGUUUUUAUCGCUGGAUCAUCAUGUCCUGUUUACGAAAUGAUGAUGAAAUGCGGGAUAUCGGAAGUUAAAUCCGAUAAAUUUAAACUUUUUCCGUCAAUUCAUGACGCUGUUACUUAUGCUCUUGAUCAAAUGGUGCCAAUUGUGAAAACGAGUGAUAGUUCGUGUCACUUUUAGUCUCAUGAAAUUUAGUUUAAGGUAGUUUUUAGUAUUUAUAUGAUAGGAAAUA
This is a messenger RNA of Culicoides brevitarsis, 2209 nucleotides long. Its product is annotated as solute carrier family 26 member 6-like. Gene Ontology annotation, cellular component: plasma membrane. Gene Ontology annotation, molecular function: oxalate transmembrane transporter activity; bicarbonate transmembrane transporter activity; sulfate transmembrane transporter activity. The record is from RefSeq and is a predicted model, not a curated record. Gene Ontology annotation, biological process: transmembrane transport. Lineage: Eukaryota; Metazoa; Arthropoda; Insecta; Diptera; Ceratopogonidae.